This is a messenger RNA of Nerophis ophidion (straightnose pipefish), 6366 nucleotides long. RefSeq names its product ATP-binding cassette, sub-family D (ALD), member 4 (gene abcd4). Gene Ontology annotation, molecular function: long-chain fatty acid transmembrane transporter activity; ATP binding; ABC-type transporter activity. The record is from RefSeq and is a predicted model, not a curated record. Lineage: Eukaryota; Metazoa; Chordata; Actinopteri; Syngnathiformes; Syngnathidae. The transcript has 20 exons. The coding region runs from base 260 to 2110 and encodes 616 amino acids. Gene Ontology annotation, biological process: very long-chain fatty acid catabolic process; fatty acid beta-oxidation; peroxisome organization. Gene Ontology annotation, cellular component: peroxisomal membrane.
CACUACACUAGUAACCGGAAGAGUCAGAGCGCAAAGGAGAAAGUCAACUAAUCCAGAUUAAAUUUGAAUGUAAAGACGUUUUAGUGGAAAAUAUUUAAAACGUUAUCUUAUAUGUGUUUUGGGCACACUAUCCAGUCACCUUCCUCGCUAAAUGCUGUAAAUUCCGUCAUUUUAGCUUGCUGCAGUGCGACGCCAAAGUUAGCUCGACUAGCUUAAGUUGCUCAUUUUAAAUGUUUUAAGGUGUUUUUCUCCAGCACAAAUGUCUCGCUUAGAAAAGCCAGGCGGUAGAAGAACGACGCAAAGACCCAAGUUGGACUGGAGGUUCGUGCAGAGGUUCUGCAGCAUCCAGAAGGUUCUUUUCCCUUCAUGGAGCAACCCGAGUGUCCUCAUGUUUGGGACAUUGCUUGGAGUCACUUUAGCUGAGCAGCUGAUCAUUUACCAAGUGGGUGUCCUUCCAAGUCGCUUCUACAAUGUACUUGCUGACAAGGACAGCAAAGGCUUCAAGAGCCUGCUGCUCACCGCAAUGGUGGUCAUUGUUCUCAACUCCUUCUUGAAAAGCUUGGACCAGUACAUUUCCAACCUGAUGUACGUCAGUUGGAGGAGGACGCUAACGGAGAACCUCCACACGGCGUACUUCCAGGGACGAGUCUACUACACCCUUAACGUGCUGCGAGAGGGCAUAGACAAUCCUGACCAGAGGAUCAGUCAAGAUGCAGAGAGGCUGUGCAAGCAGAUGAGUACCAUGGCCAGUCGACUGCUUGUGUCACCCUUCACGCUGACUUACUACACCUACCAAUGUUUCUAUAGCACAGGUUGGAUGGGCCCAGUGAGUAUCUUCUGCUACUUUGUGUUGGGGACAGUGGCCAACAAGAUUCUCAUGGGGCCCAUUGUGUCCACGCUCUGUGAACAAGAAAAACUGGAGGGAGACUUCAGAUUCAAGCACAUGCAGAUCCGAGUCAACGCAGAGUCGGCAGCUUUUUACAGAGCUGGUAAAGUAGAGCACAUGAGGACCAACAGACGUCUGCAGUCACUGCUGCAAACUCAGCAAAGUCUAAUAAACAAAGAGCUGUGGCUUUACAUUGGGGUGAAUACCUUCGACUACCUCGGCGGCUUCCUCAGCUACAUCAUCAUCGCCAUUCCCAUUUUCGGUGGGAACUAUGACAGCCUGACGCCUGGAGAGCUGAGCGCACUUAUCAGCAGGAACGCCUUUGUGUGCAUCUACUUGAUAAAUGGCUUCACGCAGCUAAUAGACCUGUCCACCACGCUGUCAGAUGUAGCAGGCUACACCCACAGGAUCGGAGAGCUGAGAGAGGUGAUGGAUGACAUCCUGCGCGAGCAGUGCAACUAUGACCCGGCGUCGGGGGAAAGCUAUGACUUUGACAGUGACUUCAACGUCCACGGGGGCCCUGUGGACACGGCCUUCAUCCUCGACCACCUCUCUUUCAAGUCCCCGUAUUCAGACCAGCAGUUAGUGGAGGAUCUGAGCCUAACUAUUGGUGAGGGAACACACCUGCUCGUGGUGGGUAACACCGGGACCGGCAAGACAUCCCUUCUCAGGGUCCUCAACAGACUUUGGGAGGCACAGAGCGGUUUUGUCCAAAUGACGACGUGCUUCGGACCCAGAGGAACCCUCUUCCUGCCCCAGAAACCUUACCUCACUGACGGCACUCUGCGUGAACAGGUCAUCUACCCUUUGAAGGAUAUUUACCCUGCAUCAGGAUGUGUGGAUGAUGACAGAAUCAGCAAGUUCCUAGAGCUGGCAGGGGUGUCCAGUUUGAUGAAGCGAGCGGGUGGUUUGGAUGAGCCAGUGGACUGGAACUGGUACGACGCCCUGUCUCCAGGUGAAAUGCAGCGCCUUUGCUUCGCUCGACUCUUCUACCUGCAACCCAAAUACGCAGUGUUGGACGAAGCCACGAGUGCAUUGACUGAGGAGGCGGAGUCUCAGCUGUAUCGCACCUGCAAGCAGCUGGGCAUGACGCUCAUUAGCGUGGGACAUCGCAGCAGUCUGGAGAAGCACCACGACGUCCAGUUAAAACUAUGCGGCAAUGGCCGUUGGGAGUUGAGCAAAAUAAAAAGAGCCAACGGGAGUCUCCGAGAGGACAUUUUGUGAUCUUGGCAUCCGUCGUUGGGUUUUGAGGCGAGGACAAGGAGAAGCAGUCUUCAGUCCUUCAUGCUGGAUUCAUUCAUUUGUUAAGUUGGUUAGCAGAAUAACACUGCUUGGUUGUCUAACAUUGGUGCAGAUCAGGAUAAAGAUGUAGAUCACAGGUGUCAAUCUCUGACCGCCACAUUAAGUUGUGUGGCCCCCGAAAGCGAGGAAAAAAUGUGUAAAUAAAGUACCUUUUCUUUUCUUAAUAAAUGUAUUACAAAAAUAAAAGUACUACGUACAAUUAUGUAUAGUUACCCUUGAAUAAUCUCUUAUAAUAAAACAAAAUAUAUCAUCAUACAUUUCAAAACAAUGUCAUUGUUCAAAUAAAGAUAAAUACGUAAAUAUCUUCUUGAUUUAUGAUUUCAAAGCAAGUAAUCCAACAAACUUCAUGUAAAAAUUUUUCCGUAAACAUUUUUUCUACAGUAAAACCCAUUUUCAAUAUAGAGUAAUAAUACACUAUAAAACAUAACUGUAGAUUUUACAGUAUAAAAAAAACUUACAUACAUGUUUACAUUAAGAAAAAACAGUGGUACCAUUUCUCCAUUCCAUUUAAUUUGAUUCUAUGUAUUUUAUUUUAUAUGCUGUACACAAAAAAACAACAACCUGCAAAUAUUACGGUAAAAUUGUGGUGACAAAGCUGCCAGUUUUAUACAGUACAAUCUAAAGAUUUGGUUUUGUAAUAAGUAAAAAAGACAGACAAUUAUACAUGUUAUAUAUAUAUAUAUACACAUAUUCAUAUAUACACACACACACUAAAAUCGGCCCUCUGAGAGCAACCAUAACUGCGAUGGGGCCCUCAAUGAAAACCAGUUUGACACUCCUGGUGUAGAUUGAGGAAGUUUUACUUUUUUGUCACUUUGAUUAUUGCACAUUUUUUGUGGGAGGUUUGUGCUAAAUUAAAUGCGAUAGUGCUAAGCAGUGACUUUACCGAUUGUAUAAGUCAGUAUAAGUCCUUUUUAAAAUAGUUUUUGAUAUUUUGGAUGUCAUCAUGGUUGUUUAGCACGAAGGUCAUUGUGACCUCGGAUGAUCUCCUGAACAACUGCGGGGUCGUCCAGCGUGCUGAGGUCACCAAGCCCGCUGAGGUCACACUCCACCACUUUACGCAGCACCCGCCGCAUUAUCUUUCCCGAACGUGUCUUUGGGAGACGCUGGACAAACUGGCAGGCGUACUUGGCGAUCUUGUUCGAGACUGUGUGGUUGAUCUUUGACGUCAAGUCCACAUCUUGGACGUCCUGCUUUAGGACCACAAAUGCGUAGACUCCUGCAGGGAGGAGUAAGUGAGUGUCGCCAUGCAUGCAGGUAAGAAUUCAGUCACUCACCUUGUCCUUUGAUGUGAUGUGAGCAGCCGAUGACCGCUGACUCAGCUACUGCAGGACAUUGGUUCUAUGACAGCAGACCAUAACAUUAACAUACGUGGAGUGUUUUGAGAUAAGAGCUGUCUUUCUGUUGAUUGUUAUGCUUUAAAUUGCAAGAAAAAAAAGUUACAACCCUCCCCACCAGUAGUUGAUGUAGCAAAUGUCACAGUGAGCCCUAUAAAAUCUGACCAAAACAUCUAGUCUUACUCACUAACAUUAGCUUAAAGCUAGAGAUGGACAUAACAUUGUGUUUCCAACCAUUGGAAAAAAAGAAGUGAGCGUGAAGGACAGUAAAGUGUUUGAUCCAUACAUCCAUCCAUUUCCUACCGCUUAUUCCCUUUUGGGGUUGCGGGGGGGCGCUGGUGCCUAACUCAGCUACAAUCGGGCGGAAGUCGAGGUACACCCUGGACAAGUCGCCACCUCAUCGCAGGGCCAACACAGAUAGACAGACAACAUUCACACUCACAUUCACACACUGGGGCGCAAUUUUAGUGUUGCCAAUCAACCUAUCCCCAGGUGCAUGUCUUUGGAAGUGGGAGGGAACCCACGCAUUCACGGGGAGGACAUGCAAACUCCACACAGAAAGAUCCCAAGCCUUGGAUUGAACUCAGGACUGUGCAGUACCUUCGUAUUGCGAGGCAGAUGCACUAACCCCUCUUCCACCGUGAAGCCCUGAAGUGUUUGAUGUCCAUUAAAUUAUAGAAAGAAAUCCUCAAAAACAUGAGUGAGUGUAGCCAACUAACUUGGUGAAGCAGUUUGAGCGUAUUGGACUGAGUAACGACAGCUAAAGAUGUUAAAAUAUCUAAACAGUGGACAUUGAUCCAUGAAAAAAUGGAACAGCUGCUGAUGGUGUGUUUGACAGAGAAGCAGCUGUAAAAAAAAAAAUACCAUAGAAGUCCAAAAUAAAUUAUGUACAUUAUUAUUUCAUAAAAAUUCUGUUGUACAUUCUAUCCCAGUGGUUCUAAACCUUUUUUCAGUGACGUACCCCCAGUGAACCUUUUUUUAAUUCAAGUACCCCCUAAUCAGAGCAAAGCAUUUUUGGUUGAAAAAAAGAAAGAGAUAAAGAAGUAAAAUACAGCACUAUGUCAUCACUUUCUGAUUUAUGAAAUUGUAUAACAGUGCAAAAAUAUUGCUCAUUUGUAGUGGUUUUCUGGAACUAUUUGGGAAAAAAAAAGAUAUGAAAAUAACUAAAAACUUGUUGAAAAAUAAACAAGUGAUUCAAUUAUAAAUAAAGAUUUCUACACAUAGACAUAAUCAUCAACUUAAAGUGCCCUCUUUGGGGAUUGUAAUAGAGAUCCAUCUGGAUUCAUCAACUUCAUUCUAAACAUUUCUUCACAAAAAAAGAAAUCUUUAACAUCAAUAUUUAUGGAACAUGUCCACAAAAAAUCUAGCUGUCAACACUGAAUAUUGCAUUGUUUAAUUUAUUUUCACAGUUUAUGAACUUACAUUCAUAUUUUGUUGAAGUAUUGUUCAAUAAAUACAUUUAUAAAGGAUUUUUGAAAUGUUGCUAUUUUUAGAAUAUUUAAAAAAAAUCUCACGUACCCCUUGGCAUACCUUCAAGUACCCCCAGGGGUACGCUUCCCCCCAUUUGAGAACCACUGUUCUAUCCUAUUGUUUUUAUACAAUAUUUUUAUCCAAAAGUUAGUUUUUCUUAAAAUUGUGCGCCAAUUAAAUUGAUUUCAAUUCAUUUCAAUGGGAGACAUUGAUUUGAGAUACACGUGUUUUGAUUUACGAGCUCCGUCAACAGAACCAAUUAAGCUCGUAAGUUAAAGCACAUCUGUACAUAGAAAUCUUAACAUAUGUUGAAGUUGCAGUAGAAAUCCUGGCAGCUAAUGUUUAAAACACCAACUAUGUCCUUUAUUUCUUCCCUUCACCAAAACCUCCACUGAUCUUCAGACACUAACCACAACGCUAACCAAAACCUCAAGACCUAAGAAAACCCUAUGCCAGGGGUCGGCAACCCAAAAUGAUGAAAGAGCCAUAUUGAACCAAAAAUAAAAAUCUGUCUGGAGUCGCAAAAAAUGUAAAGCCUUAAAUAAGUACUAUGAUGAGGGCAACACAUGAUGUAAGUAUCAAAAUGACAAUGUGUCGCAGGCUGACGCAAAUCUUCAUUGACAGAAAUGUUGAAAUAUAAUAUUUAUUCUUCACAUUUUUACAACAUUGGAAAACAUUACUGAAACGGAGGCUUUUCAGAGGGUGUGAUAACUCCUGGAAAUGACUGGCUUAGAAUGGCCAAAGGUAAAGAUAGUAGAAGCAUUUAAGUCUCACCUUAAAACUCAUCUGUAUACUCUAGCCUUUAAAUAGACCUCCUUUUUAGACCAGUUGAUCUGCCGCUUCUUUUCUUUUUCCUAUGUCCCCCCCUCCCUUGUGGAGGGGGUCCGGUCCGAUGACCAUGGAUGAAGUACUGGCUGUCCAGAGUCGAGACCCAGGAUGGACCGCUCGUCGGGACCCAGGAUGGACCGCUCGUCGGGACCCAGGAUGGACCGCUCGCCUGUAUCGGUUGGGGACAUCUCUACGCUGCUGAUCCGCUUGAGAUGGUUUCCUGUGGACGGGACUCUCGCUGCUGUCUUGGAGCCACUAUGGAUUGAACUUUGACAGUAUCAUGUUAGACCCGCUCGACAUCCAUUGCUUUCGGUCCCCUAGAGGGGGGGGUUGCCCACAUCUGAGGUCCUCUCCAAGGUUUCUCAUAGUCAGCAUUGUCACUGGCGUCCCACUGGAUGUGAAUUCUCCCUGCCCACUGGGUGUGAGUUUUCCUUGCCCUUUUGUGGGUUCUUCCGAUGAUGUUGUAGUCGUAAUGAUGUGUGCAGUCCUUUGAGACAUUUGUGAUUUGGGGCUAUAUAAAUAAACAUUGAUUGAUUGAUUGAU